AUGUCUCGACACUCUGAGAAAUGCUCUACCGCUGCCGCCUAUGCCGAGCGCGUCUUCCAGCAGCUUGAAGACAACCGCCCAUCCGAUGCUCCGGACGGCUUUUCCGACCCUGCGCCCGAGGAGCCGACUUCUGGCCAGUCGAAGACUACAAGCGACCAAUCCCGACCAGUUCGCAGCAACACCGUUGGGUCUCCUGACAUGUACGCUCAGUCCAAAGAUGGUAAGUCCAACGCCCAACGUGCCGGCUCGGUAGGUCACUCCCACGUCCAACAACUCAUAGCCAGCUACGAAGCCCGCUACCGCCGAACUGAAGAGUUGGCGCUGGCUGCGGAACGUCGUGGACGGGAAGUUACAGCCGCGGGAGGUACUCCCUCACAGGCUAGCACCCCUGCCGUUCAACAGGAAAGCCCCUGUUUCUGCCCUGCUUGCAUUGCUGAUGAUGAAAAGGAAUGGGCCGAGGCCAUUGAACUCGAGGCUGACUCGUGA
Messenger RNA from Colletotrichum graminicola M1.001, 486 nucleotides. RefSeq lists its product as uncharacterized. The coding region runs from base 1 to 486 and encodes 161 amino acids. The record is from RefSeq and is a predicted model, not a curated record. Lineage: Eukaryota; Fungi; Ascomycota; Sordariomycetes; Glomerellales; Glomerellaceae. The transcript has a single exon.